Messenger RNA from Salvelinus fontinalis (brook trout), 8547 nucleotides. Its product is annotated as polycystic kidney disease 1 like 1. The transcript is spliced from 52 exons. The coding region runs from base 1 to 8196 and encodes 2731 amino acids. Gene Ontology annotation, biological process: detection of mechanical stimulus; kidney development. Gene Ontology annotation, cellular component: membrane. NCBI's taxonomy places the organism in Eukaryota, Metazoa, Chordata, Actinopteri, Salmoniformes, Salmonidae. The record is from RefSeq and is a predicted model, not a curated record. Gene Ontology annotation, molecular function: protein binding; calcium channel activity.
AUGGGAGACCAGACCACCUAUGUCAAUGCAGGUGCUGUAGUGUCCCACGUGUUCCUGUCUGUGGGUGCGUUUGAGGUGUGUGUGUUGGCUGAGAACAAAGUGGGGAGUGUGAGCCACUGUGUCCCCGUCUCUGUGCUGCACCGGAUGCAAUCUGUGAGUAUCCACACAGAGAAGCAGGCGUAUGCCACAAACACUGAUAUAACAUUCCGGGCCCGGACAGAAGAACCGGACCCUGUGGAAUUCCUCUGGCACUUUGGAGAUUCCGGACCACUUCGAACCACAUCACGCUCCUUAAAAAAGACAUACCACACACCUGACAGGUACAGUGUGGUGGUGGUAGCCUCCAACGGGCUGAGCUCCUUCACCUCCGAGGUGCAUCCUGUCUUGGUCCAGAGAGCUGUGCGUCCUAACAGAUUGCUCCUCCAGACGUCUGUGGUACUGAACCACACCGCCAGCUUCACCUGUAGGGUCAACUCUGGAACCAACCUUUCCUACUCCUGGAGCUUUGGAGACGGAACCUCCAGGACGGGAGGGAACACAGAACAGCAUGUGUUCCACAGGACAGGAGAGUUCACGGUUGAGGUGACCGUGUCUAACCUGGUCAGCUCUGCCUCCCUGACCGCACAGAUGUUUGUGGUCGACCGCCCCUGUAAACCUCCAGCUGUUAAAAACAUGGGACCGCUCAAGAUACAGGUACGGAGGUAUGAGCCAGUGGGUCUGGGGGUGACGUAUGAGGCAGAGGUGCAGUGUGAUGUGUUCCAGGGUCUGGAGUACAACUGGUCUCUGUAUAACUCUACAGGCCUGCCUGUACCUCUACCUCCUGUUCACACAGACAGACAGAGCAUCACCCUACCCAGCCACUUCCUACACUAUGGUAUCUACACCGCUAUAGCCAAGGUCCAGAUCGUGGGCAGUGUGGUGUACAGUAACUACAGUGUAUGUGUGGAGGUGGUGCCCAGUCCUCUGGUCUCCUUCAUCCAUGGAGGCACCAAUGUGUUCCUCAGCAGCAGAAACAGCAGCAUUAUCUCCCUAAACGGACAACUCUCCUAUGACCCCGACUACCCCAUGAACCACCUCAGCUAUAACUGGACCUGUAAGCCAAUCAGUACCAUCGACAGCUCCUGUUUCGACCAAUAUGUGCCCACCUCCUUCUCUGUGAUCGUGUUUCCAGUGGGGUUCCUGAAACGGGACUUUGACCAGUUCAGGUUCAUGCUCACUGUCCAGAGUGGAGAACGCUCAUCUACAACUGACACCUUCAUCACGGUCACACCCAGCCAGAUCAGGAGAGUGUCAGUGUAUUGUUACCAGUGCCAGGGGGACGCAGUGAACUGGGACCAGUCGUUCUCAGUCAGAGCAGUGUGUGAUAGCUGUGGCCCCUCCCCCAGAACCAUCAGCUACACCUGGACUCUCUACCUGGUCGACUCCUCCAGUAAGGUGGACACAGACGUCCCCUUCUGCCACAGUGUGGAUCUGAGUAUUCCCUCCAACAUCAUUGUCCCCCUGCCUCCCUUCUCCCCGUUGCCCCCCUUCCCCCUCCCUUCUCCAUCACCUCGUGGUCGCCCCCAGAAACAGAGGUCACAGGGGUCAGUAGAACUUCAGAGAAUCAAUAGCGCAGCUGGGAACAACCAAACACCAAACUACAGCCCUCCAUUUCCCUCUUUACCAAACCACGCUGUAUUGGCCAACCCUUCACCAAACUCCUCCCCCGAGCCUGUCUCUGCUCCAAUCAGCUUCACUCCUGAUACACCUGAGCCAGACUUGGGAGGGUUUGACCCCGGUGGGCCCCCUUACCUCAUCUCAGAGUACCCUGUAGUUACCUUUGACGACGGCAGCAUCCUUUACUCUGCCCCCCUCGGCCAGAGUGACAUUAUCGAGGAAUUCCCCAUCGAUCCCAAUUUUCCCACUGACUACGACUUCCCUUUCCCCGUCCUGGAGAGUGGAGAUGUGAGCGGACGUCCUGUUGAGGGCUCCUUUCCUGGACAGUCAGUCAGUGGUGGAGUGUUAGGACCCUUCCCUGGAUCAGAUUAUAAUGUUCCCUUCCUGGGGAUAGAGGAGGGAGACCCGGGAGUGUCAGUGGGCAGACCAACAGGUUUUAGUGGUGGGAGCUCCGAGAGCUCAGAGGGUGACUCUGCUCCUGCUGUCCCAGGAUCAGGUGAGGAUGAGGGGAGUAACCUGAUGGACUCCAGCCCCUCCCUGGUGGUCCUUGAACCCACACUACUAGACUUGCCCAGAGAACUGUUAGAGCAGGAGCUGUUUGAGUCCUACACAUACACAGGAAUCUCCUCUAAUCUCAUCACGUUCAGACCUUUUACUCUGAGAGCAGGGAGCAGAUACAUGUUGGAGGUCACAGCUAACUCCCACGAUGCAGUACUGGGGCGGACUCAGCUGUUCCUGUCCACUAGCCCCAGCCCCCGAGGGAUAACCUGUCAAGUGCAGCCUAGCAGUGGCUUCGAGAUACACACACACUUCAGCUUCUUCUGCACCUCUGGGAAAGAGGACCUGCUGUAUGAGUACAGUUUCAGUAUAGGAAACAGCCCUCCUAAGAUCCUGUACCAAGGAAGAGACUUUCAGUACUUCUUCAACCUGCCAUCUGGAGACCCUCAGGAUGACUAUAAAGUCACUAUCUAUACAGAGGUCCGGAACAGGUUUGGAGCAGCAACUGCACCCUGUCCUGUAACCGUCACAGUCCACCCCAGCUUCAUCAGGAACACCUCCUCUAACUACAACCCUGAUAUGGAACUUUUUGAGUCAGGUUUGAGGAACCUGUCUGGUCUGGUCCAGUUGGGGAACAGUGUAGAGAUCCGUAACUACAUCAUCCUCCUGUCCAGCGUCCUCAACAGACUCAGCCAGGACCCCACAGCCAACACACACACUCAGACACACACACGCACCGCACUCAUCAACGCUGUUUGUCACCUCGACAUCAAUGACCAGCGGUCCAUGACAGAUAACAUCUACAUGCUCAAAGACCUGAUGCACCUCACCCACCAGGUAUCGUUAGCCAGUGCCAGUGUGGUGGUGGGUCAUGUCCAGUCCAUCUCAGACCUGUUCCACCAGCCCAGUGUUCCUGUUCCCUACCUAUUGGACAGCUGGACCCUCAACACUCUGGUCACACUGCUGUCAUACAGCCUGCAGGCCACCCCCACUACUAAUGAUGUCAGACAAGACCAGGCCACUGCUGAUGAUGUCAUACAGGCCACGCCUACCCUCAAAGAACAGGCCAUACAACUCACGACUGACAGUCUGCAGACUACUGAUCAAUUACUACUGAAAUACCUCCUGUUCAAUAAGGUCGAGCAGCACAACGUGACCACCAGUGUCAUGGACCUACAGACCACUCACCACGACCGUGGUCUAACCACAGUCAUCAGCUCUGGCUCGGCCACCUUCUACCUGCCUGACUCCCUGGACCUGGUCCUGUACGGCCGUAGGAGGAGAGAAACCGCAGAUGGACCACAGAGUCUCUGUGUCCUCAGCCAGCUGACCACGUUCACACACAACCUCUACUUCUGGACCAAGACACCUGUACUGCUGAGUGGGCCAGUGAUUGACCUGACUCUGUACAACUGCAGCACAAGGAGAGAGAUUCCAGUACGCUCGCUCUCCCAACCAAUCAACAUCGAGUUCCCCAAAACACCUAGAAAUGUAAGUUCUUUAUCGGAGUUCACUCUACUGCGUAGCCAGGUGAACUACCACGGUUUCAACAUUACCCAGCAGGCCUUGCAGGAGGCCAUACUGGUCAGUGUGGAAUUCACGCGGCCCCCCAACAAGACCUUUCCCAUCAUGCUCCUCUUCAGGAUGUUUGAGAGGCCGACCCCAAGCUUGUAUCACAUCCACAGCAUCUAUCACUGGGACAGAAACACCACUUACAUCACCCUGCCUCCAUCAUACCUCACUGCUGCAGGGACAGGCUACCUGGCUCUACUCAAUGCUGACUACAAAAAGACCCCCAGACACAAGUACAUGAGCAGACAAGUAAACUACACAUUGAGACUGGAGACCAGCCAGUGUCUGUCCUGGGACCACCAGGAGGGCUGGACACACACCAGCUGCACACCUCAUCAAGGACUGACCUCACACACCAGGGUCAACUGCAGCUGUAGGCACUUGAGCCCAUUGACCGUGGUCCAACAGCAGAUCCAGAGCAGCCAUGAUGACUCAGCAGACCUGGCCCAGUUCAUCAGUCUCCCCAGUGAUGUGACGGUGGUGUGUGUGUGUGUGGUGUGUGUGUGUCUGUAUGCUUUGGGCAUGGUGGUGUGUAAGAGAUCUGACCUCAUCUCAGAGAGGAACCAGGGAGUCUACUACCUAUCUGAUAACGCUCCUUCAGACACACACCUCUACUCUGUUACUAUACACACCGGCCUACGCUCCUCACCCAGCAUGACCGCCAAGGUCCAUAUCGUGCUGUAUGGGGAGGAUGGGGCGUCACAGACCAGACAACUACAUGACCCAGAAUGCCUUCUGUUCAGAAGGAACUCCAGGAACACCUUUAUACUGAGUACUGUAGACAGUCUGGGCCCUCUGUGGGGGCUGCACCUGUGGCAUGAUAACACUGGCCCCUCCCCCACCUGGUACCUCAGACAGGUGGAGGUGUGUGAGGUGAAGGGCAAGGGGCGGAGCUGGCUGUUCCUAGGCCAGUGCUGGUUGGCUGUUGACGAGGGUGACAGACAGGUGGAGAGGAGACUCAGGGUCUGUGAUCAGGGGCCAGGAUUCACCAAGCUGCUGUAUCUGAAGCUGUCAGAAUACCUGUCAGACUUCCACCUGUGGUUGUCUGUGUACAGUGGUCCCUCCCCUAGUGUGUUCACUCACACACAGCGCCUCAGUGUGUGUCUGCUGCUGCUGCUGGGGUACAUGUGUGUCAACACGUUACUCAUAUCUGGCCUCGACGACCAAUACACCUUAGAGCUGGGCAUCAUCGACGUGUCUGCCGUUUCCCUAACGACGGGGUUGCUCAGCGCGCUGGCUGUGUUGCCCGUAGCGACCGCGCUGUCCUUCCUGUUCCGUCAGCGUGAGGUUAGAGUAAAGAGGUCAGAGAUCAAACAGGACAUGGUCAGACUGCCAGACAUCUACUCUAUAGAAGCUGAUGCGCUGAUCGUGAGUGACUGUGUGUUUGACUCUCUCUCCUGGAACAAUCUGCAGCAGUGGGCACAGGAGGCCUGGAGGAAGAAAUAUGAGGUGACACACUCUUCCUGUUCUUACACACAUUUGGGAAAAUAUGUGGAUCUGCUGACCCAGGAGAACGUCUCCUCAGAUUGCAACUCCAGUGGUUUUGACAACAGCUUGCUUGGCAGGUUGCUAGGCAACAGUGUCCCAGACAACAACAGCGUUUGCAAGGAGAGGGAUCGUAACCUCAACGAUAGCCCCAAACUGCUAGGCAACAACCAGGUGGGCAACAGUACCAGCAGAUGCUUAGGGGGCAGGCUCAGCCCUCUACCCCGCUGGAGUCACCUCCUAGCCUGGGUACUGUGUUUGGCCCUGGGCCUCUCCUCUCUAGUGGUCACUAUCGUCUUGGGGAUCGGGUUCAGCAGCAGUAAGACUUUACUGUGGAUCCAUUCCGUCUUCUUCUCCCUGCUCUCCUGUGUCUUCCUCAUCCAGCCAGCCAUGAUCCUUGCCGUGGCUGUGGUGGUCUCCUUCUGGCGCAGGAAGCGUCCGGACUUCUCCAGUUUCUCAGGAGUUCCUGGGUUUCAGGCAGAAACUCUGAAACUGUGGACCCAAGAUGGCUCCUGUGUCCCAGAGCUCUUCCUGCUCAGCCCUCCUCAUCCGCCCCAGGAGAGAUACUCACACUUUGACAGGGUGCUGGCGGCCCGUCAGAGGGCUCGGUAUCUGCGUCUGGUACGCCCACCCACUUCUGGGGAGCUGAGGAGGACAGGGGGGAGGAAGAGGAGAGAAACACUCAUACGCAAAACACUCAGGGAGAUGGCAGUGUGUUUCUCCAUGCUGUUCCUCCUACUGUGUGUAACCUAUAGCAGCUCCUUUAGAGACCAGUAUCACCUCAACCAUGCUGUCCGAACACAGUUCACCAGGAGCCCACAUAACCCCUUCCUGUCCAUCCAAACGCAUGAGGAGUGGUGGAACUGGACCUUAACCAGUGUACUGGAUGGUCUGGACUGGGACACCUGGUAUAACAACAUAUCAGCAACUGGGAAGGCAGGUGCUGUCCAGGGAACAUGUAUUCUGAUAGGAGAGCCCAUCUUGAGGAAGAUUGAUGUUUCCAACGCAUCCCAAUGCCAGAAUGCCUCACGGCAUAUCCCCCACGUGAAAGAGUCUCUGGGAUGGCGUUACCCAUGGAGGUCAGACUUCGUCUCUGCGGUCAACUCCAGUGUUACACAGGAACUGGGACCACAGUCAGAGUUUAUGUCCAGGCUAGAAUCCCUGAGGUCCGCUGGCUGGCUGGACAGACUAACGGUAGCCAUGGCAACCCAGUUCACCCUCUACAGCCCCCCCACCAACCUGUUCAACAGUGUGAACCUGAUGGCCGAGAGAUUACCUGGUGGAGCUUUGCACACCUCCGCCCAUGUCCAGUCAGCUAGGGUCUACCAUUCACCUACUGUGUGGGACUACUUCAGUAUGGCAUGUCAGCUCCUUUUCCUCCUCCUCUCUCUGGCCCAGCUCGUCCUCCAGAUCUGUUCUGCUGGAGAGAAAGGCAUGCUGGGAUACUUGAGAGACCCCCAGAGUUGGCUCCAGGUCAGUAUACUCCUGGUAACCCUGGUGUACUACAUCUACUACAUCUAUCAGUCCAUUCUGACUCUGGAGGUCGUUGACCUGCUGCAGCGACACGACUUCAGGACGCAUGUGGAUGUCAGCUUACUGUCUACCUGGGAACAGCACACCCAUACACUGCGUGGCAUACUGCUCUUCCUCCUGGUGGUGCGGUGUAUGUGUUUGUCGGGGGUUAACAGAACCAUGGCCGCCUCAGUGACUCUACUCAGACUCGCCUUCUCCAGACUCCUCUGGCCAAUGCUGUCAGGAGUUGUCCUGUUGGUGGCUCUGUCCUCUGUGGGAAACCUGCUGCUCCUGAGAAGGUCCUGGGGGUCCAGCUCCCUGCCCCACUCCGUCUUCACACUCCUGUCUCUCUCCAGGGGCCAACUGGGCUCCAGGGCCCCCUCCCUGCCCAUGGCCUCUCAGCCCCACCAGCUCCACAGCCCCAACAGCCUGUUUUUGUCUUUCUACCAUGGAGCUCUCUGUCUCACCCUCACUGUGGCCUGGACAGCAGUGUUGAUUGGAAUCGUCUCCUCGUUAGUGAGAGCUGCUAAACUAGCUGGUAGGAGGAGGAGCCUACUGACUCUCUGUGACGUGGUUGGCUACGUCAGGGACCGGGCGGCUGUGCUCAUUGGCCAACGCAGACAGAGAUGGACAGAUAGCCAUGCCCACAGGAGAAGUUUUUACCUGGAGGAAUUUGAGAGCCUGGUGGAUGAGCUGCAGUUUAGACUAAAUGCCUUCUCUAACAGUCUGCACCACACCCUACCUCCUAAAGAUAUCUUCUUCCCCACCCAGAGCCCGUCCAGCCUGGCUUCACAGCGCUCUGCUGCCUGUGAAACAGCACACAUGACUGAUGAGACACUUCUCAAUGAUCCCCCUGUCAUCACCAAUCUCCCACUGACCUCCAGGGAACACUCACCUGACGCACACCACUACAGGUCUCAGCUUGAGUUGGAGACCCUCCACCAUCUGCAGCAGUCAGGCCAGAGGAGGCAGACCCCAGCCCCAGCUGGGGGACUCUCAAGUAGGGUAGGGACAUCCGGCAGUCCCCUGCAUAGUGGAGCACCAGGGAGGAACUCCCGAGAGCACCCAUCAGACAGAAACCUCCAGAGCUCCACCUCCAUAGGGGGGCCAAGCUACCUCUCCUCCCCAGAUUUGGUGCACCUAGCUGAGGCUCGGACAUGGGACAACAUGCCUCAGAUCCAGAGCCUAACAGGCUGGAUAGAUAAUCAGCUGGUUAAGACUGUGAUUCUGGAGAAUCAGAUCAGCCACUGGACCACUGUCGGUCGGUCUGGUAAGAAGAGCCACAGAAGUCCCAGAAACACCCAAUGGGCUACAGUAGAGGGGCCCAGCUCCAGAUAUACCACUGCUUCUGGGGUGGUGGAGGGCCAUGGAGGGCCACACAGGGAAGUGGUGGAGGUUAUGGUCCAUGGGCGCCCGGAGACUGAGCCAGAGGAGGAGGGAUUCCUAGGGACAGUCAGACAGUGCUGGGGUUAACACUGUAUGGCGAGUCUAAUGAAUUAAUUAUCUUCAUCAAUAUGCUAUUCAAGAGGGAUAUUUUGAAAAAAACAUGUUUAAAUACUCUGUGUGGAGGGAAUCAGGCUUAAUUACAAGUAUUCAGUAGGCCACUGCUUGUGUCACCAUGUCUAUUUUCAAAAACAUUAAAUAAACAAUGUGCACUGGUUGUAAAACAAAUAAAUAAAUGGUGUGUAAAAUACAUUCUCAAAUAAAUGGUGUGCAGGAUAGGGUGAGGGGAGCGCACACUGUUUCUUGAAAGAAUGAACAUUACAACAUGGCUCACUGACUAACCAACUAAUAUGCUUACAGGACAGUUGCAUUGUUGCAGCA